GAAAUUCGCAGGGCAGAAAGCGCGCAGAGAUUCCAACGUGAUAGGUUAGAGCCGGAUAGGAAACUGGCACAGCAAGAGAGCAGCGAUUAAAUCAGUCCGAAUUGUAUGUACACUAAUCUGGACUCUUGUUGCGCAACUAAACAUGAAUCUGACGUCGAAACCUGACGAGCCAGAAACCAAGCGAUUGAAGUCUGCAGACGAGCAUGGAGGGAGCUCGGGCCAGCUGGAAGAAGGCGAUGCACGAGAAGGUGCGACCGACGGCGUUCCUGACGCGAGAGAGGCUUCCCUUCGGCAAGGACAGGAGGAGGAGCGCGAGAGAUCAGCGGACAGCGACAACGACGCGUCGGCAGCGAUUGUCGACAGCGACGACGAGUCGUUCGCGUUUCCUCCCGACGAGGAUAUCUCCGACAUGUUGGACGAGGUGCAGUACAACGGUUAUUUCCCCACCGUUACCGAGCGCUACUUCACGCCCUACUACAAGGUGGACGUGCAAUCGCCCGGGGACGAUAUGUGCGUAUGGAUUCACAGCAAUCGUAUCUGCAUGCUCUCCUUGGCGCCCAGCCACGUCAUUUUGCGAGACAACGGGGACGUAGAGAAGGUCGACUUCAGGGUCAGCGACAAAUUGGACAGGUCCCUGAAUAAAGUCUCUGGCAAGGGUAAGCACGGCGCGCAACCGUUGCAGGCCAACUCGAAUAUCUGUACCGUAUGCGCGGACGGGCGAACGUGUGUCAUCAAGUGCUGUAUGAUCGGGAAGCUGGUGGAGGUUAACGAGGCGUUGUCCGAGAGACCGCAGCUCCUCAAGGAGCCACCGCACAAAGGUGGAUACCUGGCUAUAAUACUACCGAAUAUAAAGCUUUUGGAAAAUUUGAAACAGUCCCUGUUGACCCACGAUCAAUAUAUCGAGCUUAUUAAAGAGAGAGAAAAGAAUCAGCAGUAAUGUAUAGAGAAAAUUUUAAUCUACGGCUGUUAUUAUUGAAAAACGAUUUGUUUAAGAAUUUUAAUAAUAAUAGGGAUUACAAUAUGAUAUGCACCGACAUAAUUAAGAUCUUACGCAAAUAAAUUGUAGAUUUAAUUCGAUUUUCUUUAAUUACGAGUAUUAUCACACACAAACGCAAUAAAAGGUGUUUUUACAUGAAAAGAAAA
Molecule: messenger RNA, 1143 nt
Organism: Wasmannia auropunctata (little fire ant)
Lineage: Eukaryota; Metazoa; Arthropoda; Insecta; Hymenoptera; Formicidae
Product: protein Simiate
Exons: 2
Coding region: 143-937 (264 amino acids)
Biological process (GO): regulation of filopodium assembly; regulation of actin filament polymerization; dendrite morphogenesis
Cellular component (GO): filopodium tip; dendrite; lamellipodium
Molecular function (GO): actin monomer binding; actin filament binding
Source: RefSeq, a predicted model, not a curated record